This is a messenger RNA of Cynocephalus volans (Philippine flying lemur), 6530 nucleotides long. It is a transcript of the gene ENAH, whose product is annotated as ENAH actin regulator. The record is from RefSeq and is a predicted model, not a curated record. Bases 511 to 2850 code for a protein of 779 amino acids. Gene Ontology annotation, biological process: actin polymerization-dependent cell motility; actin polymerization or depolymerization; axon guidance. Gene Ontology annotation, molecular function: profilin binding; SH3 domain binding. The transcript is spliced from 15 exons. NCBI's taxonomy places the organism in Eukaryota, Metazoa, Chordata, Mammalia, Dermoptera, Cynocephalidae.
CCCUCCCCCCGCGCCCCCGGGGAGGGCGGGAGGGAGGAGGCGGCGCCUGCGUGCUCCUCCGCCGCGCGCCCCGCCUCCUCCCGGGCCCCUCGCGGCCGUCCAGACGCUCAUCCGCGGCUGCAGCAGCUGCCGCUUGCACACGGCCUGGGCGGCGGGCGCGGCGGGCGCGGGCCCCGGGCGGGCACCCCUCGGAGGGCGGCCGAGGAAGCUCCGGGAGGAGGCGGAAAAAGAAAAGGAGGAGGAGGAGGAAGGCGGCGGCGGCCGCCGGGGAACCCGCUCCGCGCCUCGGCCUCUCCGCCCCCUCCCCAGCCUUCCCGUCGCCCUCUUUCCUCACACGCCGGGCCGGCGCCUCGGCUUUGUGAGGGGAGAUGGUGUAGCCGCCCGGCCGCCGAAGGAGGAGCCGGACACUUGUCGCCCGUCUCCGAGCUGCGGCCCCGCCCCUGAGGAGAGAAGACCCCAGGAGGGCUCGGCGUCUCCGGCUGCCGGGGAAGCCUCGGCGCGGCCGGCACCAUGAGUGAACAGAGUAUCUGUCAGGCAAGAGCUGCUGUGAUGGUUUAUGAUGAUGCCAAUAAGAAGUGGGUGCCUGCUGGUGGCUCAACUGGGUUCAGCAGAGUUCAUAUAUAUCACCAUACAGGCAACAACACAUUCAGAGUGGUGGGCAGGAAGAUUCAGGACCAUCAGGUCGUGAUAAAUUGUGCCAUUCCUAAAGGGUUGAAGUACAAUCAAGCUACACAGACCUUCCACCAAUGGCGAGAUGCUAGACAGGUGUAUGGUCUCAACUUUGGCAGCAAAGAGGAUGCCAAUGUCUUCGCAAGUGCCAUGAUGCAUGCCUUAGAAGUGUUAAAUUCACAGGAAACAGGGCCAACAUUGCCUAGACAAAAUUCACAACUACCUGCCCAAGUUCAAAAUGGCCCAUCCCAAGAAGAAUUGGAAAUUCAAAGAAGGCAACUACAAGAACAGCAACGACAAAAGGAGCUGGAGCGGGAAAGGCUGGAGAGAGAAAGAAUGGAAAGAGAAAGGUUGGAGAGAGAGAGGUUAGAAAGGGAACGGCUGGAACAGGAGCAGCUGGAGCGAGAGAGACAAGAAAGGGAAAGGCAGGAACGCCUGGAGCGGGAGCGGCAGGAGAGGGAGCGACAAGAGCAGCUGGAGAGGGAGCAGCUGGAAUGGGAGAGAGAGCGCAGAGUAUCAAACGCUGCUCCAUCUUCAGACAGCUCCCUGUAUAGCGCUCCACUUCCAGAGUAUUCCAGUUGCCAGCCUCCUUCAGCACCUCCUCCUUCAUACGCUAAAGUCAUCUCAGCUCCGGUGUCAGAGGCCACUCCUGAUUAUGCUCUAGUGACUGCUUUGCCACCUACUUCCACACCCCCUACACCACCACUGCGACACUCAGCGACACGUUUUGCAACAUCUUUAGGUUCAGCCUUCCACCCCGUUCUUCCCCAUUAUGCUACAGUUCCUCGUCCUCCGAACAAAAACUCUCAGCCUUCUUCUCCUGUGAACACACCCUCUUCUCAGCCUCCAGCUACGAAGCCCUGUGCCUGGUCUACUUCCAAUUUCUCGCCCCUCCCUCCGUCUCCUCCAAUAAUGAUUAGCAGCCCCCCAGGCAAAGCUACUGGUCCAAGGCCUGUCCUCCCUGUUUGUGUUUCUUCUCCUGUGCCCCAAAUGCCCCCGUCACCGACGGCACCCAGUGGGCUGCUCGACUCUGUAGCAUAUCCAGUGUCUCCACCGCCUACCUCAGGGCCAGCACCUCCGCCGCCGCCUCCUCCACUGCCUUCCCUCGUACCCCUCUCACACUGUGGACCUCAGGCUUCUCCUCCUCCAGGCACCCCUAUUGCCUCAACUCCCUCAUCCAAGCCUAGUGUUCUCCCUUCUCCCUCUGCAGCUGCCCCUGCCUCUGUUGAGACUCCUCUAAACUCUGUGCUGGGAGACUCCUCUGCUUCUGAGCCAGGCUUGCAGGCAGCCUCUCAGUCGGCCGAGACUCCAGCCCAGCAGGGCACUGUCUUGGGAUCACCUGCACCUCCACCCCCUCCACCACUCCCACCAGGUCCUAUCCAGGCUUCAGUAGCACUCCCUCCUCCCCCAGGACCCCCUCCACCACCUCCACUUCCAUCAUCUGGGCCUCCACUGCUGCCUCCACCCCCUCUUCCUAAUCAAGUACCCUCUCUUCCUCCACCACCUCCGGCCCCUCCACUCCCUGCAUCCGGAUUUUUUUUGGGAUCCAUGUCGGAAGACAAUCGCCCUUUAACUGGACUUGCAGCUGCAAUUGCUGGAGCAAAACUUAGGAAAGUGUCACGGAUGGAGGAUGCCCCUUUUCCAAGUGGAGGGAAUACCAUUGGUGUGAACUCGGCCUCAUCUAAAACAGAUACGGGUCGUGGAAAUGGACCCCUUCCUUUAGGGGGUAGUGGUUUAAUGGAAGAAAUGAGUGCCCUGCUGGCCAGGAGGAGAAGAAUUGCUGAAAAGGGAUCAACUAUAGAAACAGAACAGAAAGAGGACAAAAGUGAAGAUUCAGAGCCUGUAACUUGUAAGGCCUCUUCAACAAGUAUACCUGAACCAACAAGAAAACCUUGGGAAAGAGCAAAUGCAAUGAAUGGCAGCAAGUCACCUGUUAUCUCCAGACGGGAUUCUGCAAGGAAAAAUCAGAUUGUUUUUGACAACAGGUCCUAUGAUUCAUUACACAGACCAAAAUCCACACCCUCAUCACAGCCCAGUGCCAAUGGAGUCCAGACAGAAGGACUCGAUUACGACAGGCUGAAGCAGGACAUUUUAGAUGAAAUGAGAAAAGAAUUAACAAAACUAAAAGAAGAGCUCAUCGAUGCAAUCAGGCAGGAACUGAGCAAGUCAAAUACUGCAUAGAGAAACAAACGAAGGAGAGAUUGGACUUUAAUCUGGAGAAGAAAAAAAAAUUUCUACCAACCACAGCUGUUAACAACAAACCCCUGCAUUUUGUGAGCCGUGAGAAGACGGCGGAGACAGACACUCAGAAGGAAGGAAAGAGCAGUGCACUCUGGAAGCUUCAGACGCCCGACUCUGGCGACGGGCUGUUUUCCUCCUAGUCUGCUGCUUUUUACUGACCUUUAUACAGGAUGGAAAAGAGUCGUAUAAGAGUUCCUAUAACCGUUAUGCAGAAAUACUAAGCCCAUCAGGCAAGAGUAAUGCUCACUGAGAUAUUUUCAUGUCAAGAUAAAAUCGCACAUUUUCCACAAUCCAUUGCUAAAAUAAAGAGGAGAAAGGCUUAUGAAGUUUUCUUUCAGAGUGCCGAUGAAGAAUUUAGCACGUUACUAUUGUAUUGUAAAUGUUGCUCUCAGGUUUGUCUUCCUAUCAUAUUUGAUAUUCCAUGAAUAAUUGAGAUCAGCCCUGUGUAGGUUAAGAUCAUACAAUGUGGAACAAAUGGAAGUGUGUGGGUUUUCAAAGGGUGAUGUUUAUAAGAAAGUGUCCUAAAAAUGAUUUGUCCAGCUUGAGGAAUUUUAGAAUGAUAGGAAGUCUUUCAAGUUAGCCUUCAUGCAAUUUUGUAGAUUAAAACAUAAAAUUUGUCCAGAAUUUAAAGAUUUAGAUGCCUUCCUAAAUUGGUACAAUGCUUUACCAAAUCUAUGACUUCUACAUAACACAAACCAGUGGUCAAAUGUAAAACAAUAUAUUGUAGGUUUACUGUAGGUUUUCAAUCUUUUUUAGAUUUAUGCAUGUGGACAUUUUUAUAAUGUGAUUACAACCACCACAAAGUUAGCUUUUUAAAUCACAGACAGUGAUGCAUGUCACACAGUACGUAGUGGCCUUUUCAAGGCCUAGUCCCAGGGAGAACAUUUUGUAGAGUAUUAGGGGAGUGGGAGGACGGGAAGGAAUAAUUUUUUUAUUUAAAGUUAAUUUCUGCACUAUUUUUUUUCUCAAUUACCUGCAUGAGUAAAAAUGAGGAAUAUUUUGUGACUUUAAUUGGUAAAUAUGUUAACAAAACAAAGUACUUAAUCUUUUACAUCAUGUCUUCAGCUAUUUGUAUCUUAACUGGUAAUUUCAAUGGUCUGAAACAUGAUUCUGAGCUUCACGUGAGUUAUAUCUUAUUGUGGAACUCAAAAGUUUGAUCACUGAAUUUGGCAGUUAUUAUUACCGUGGUACCCCUGCAGUUACAGGUGUUCAGGUACAUACAUGUUCCUGACUAUGAAGCUGCUUUUGAAUUUUGUUAUGUUGAAAUACAAGGAGUAACGGUGAUGGCAGCAGUUAAGGUCCCAGAAGUCCCAACGAGGAGUUCUGCAGUUUUCUCUUAAUAAAGUGGGACUUAGAGGGUGGAGAGAAGGAACUAGAUAUUGUACUUACCACCUUGUGUGUCUGUGUGUGAGAGUGUGUGUGUAAUCCACUCCCUCUUCCUUUCUUUGAAACUGGUAAGAUUAGACAAUAGGGGAGAAAUUCUACAUGUUGCAAUGAUAGCUUUUUGGAAAAUUUAGGAAUUCUCCAGGCUCCAUCUUGAAUUAUGCUUGAGUUGCUAUGUGCCAUAUUUGCUUUGAAAUUUUUGAUUAUCAGAAGUUUCACUAAAAUUGUGAAGAAAUAAUUCACUUUCAUCUGCUUUCUAGAUUUCAUUUAUCUCAGUUCAUAAGACAAAGCUCGCUGAUAGCAUAGUUUUCUAAAUACCGCAAACUAGCAGCCAUUACCACUACAAAGAAGUUUGAAUGAGGGGAUUUAUUUUCCUUGUUAAAAUAGUUCCUGUCUCUGUAGAAACUUCAUUUUUAGAUUAAACUGUGAUGGAUGAGCUAUCAUAAUUCAAGUACACAGUUCUUUCUUCUGUCAGGUGUUCAUUGUCAUGCAAUAUAGUAAGUAGUAAAGGCAUUUAAGGCGCAACAAGGUUAUAAAGUACUAUUUUCUAAAGAAAUAGGAGGCAUUUUCAUCCUUAUUAUUGUUCUUUUGGUUAUACAAACAGUUUGACAAUGUAAAUGUUUAUGUCCCCUACAUGUCUGUUAAGAAAUCACUUUUGAUUUUGUUGGGUAAGUUAAAUAGUCUAUAAUAGGUAGAGUACUGGGUACAAAAGGUCCAAAGUAAGAUAAAAGACUAAAAUAAAAUGCUAAAUCUUAAACUGGUUUAUGCACUAAACGUUUUGUGCCUUGGUCUAAUAUUAAAAUGAUGUCUGUGUAAACUGACAAAAAAGAACCAGUGUUGAAUCAUGCUAUAUUUUCUAUCAUUUUGCAUUAUCUCGGAUUGCUAAAUGUGUUCUUUCCAAGUUUGAUCAAAAUUACAGUAUACAUUUUUUGCUGUCAUUAAUGACAGUUGUGUCGUUGUUAGAGAUUUCAGUAAUUAAAAUGGGAAACAGAAGCUUAAGUUAUUUUCCUUAUGAAAACUAUGUUCCUUGGACCCCCAUUAUUCUGAUGGUUUUUGUGCUCUUGUACAUUGGAUGUCUUAAGCUGAGUACAGUUUAGGGGAUCCUUUCUAACUACGGGAAGGUACUGCUUUCCUCAACACUGUGAUCUGACCUAUGACAAAUCUGUACUAUACACUAUGUAAAUGGCUAACAAGUCAAUUGCAAGCAAACUGAAUGUACAAACCUCAGUGCUGGUGCUGAAAUCUCUUCAGAAUAGUCAUCAUGAUUUAAAAGUCUGUUUAAAAUCUUGCAAGCAUCAAGUGUCAAUCAAAACUGAAGAUGAAACACUCAUGAAUGUUGAAUUCUCAUGCUUUAGGUGUAUUUCCUUUUUAGGUUUUUCACUUCUCUGCUCUUUUUACCGUAACUUUCAUUUAAAUUUCCUACACACUAAAACUUUGUUUGUGAGAUUGAAAUAAAAUUACAGUAUAUACAUGUUGCUUGUUUGUGACACUUAGAUAAUCUUUUGAAAUAAUUUGUUAGUUCUAAAAUAAGUUAUAUUGGAUGUGAAAAACAUCUUUUAAAGUUCAAGAUUUCAAGACUUAAAGUUUACAUGUCACAUCACUAUUCUUUAAGGAGUUCAUAAACGUCAUGAAUACUAAGUAAUGUAUACAAAGGGAAUAUAUGAUAAUGUAUCUACUUUUUGUUUGGAAUAACUGUUGGGUAUUCUCUGGUCUUAUUUUCUUUUGGCCCAGCAUGACACAGGUCGUACUCUUACAGUCAAGAUGAUGAUAAAUAUUUGAUUUGAUUCCAUUUUGUCUACAACUUGGUCAAAUACUUAAACUCAUUUAUGCAGUUAAAAUUUUCCUUUAUAUAGUUUGCAGAGUAAAGGACAUUGUAUGGUAAACGGCAUUAUCAAGUAAUGAAAUUUUAAUAUGGUAAAAUCUGUAUUUAUAGUAUUUAUCCAUUAUGCUGAUUUCUUAAAACCUGUUCUACAUAUUAAGCAGCAGUAAGUACUUUUUAAUCUGACUAUAAUAAGGUAUUAAUUUUGAGUUCCAUUUUAAAAUUCUAAUAUCUUCAUUAGAAAUACAAUAAUCAUGUUUUGUUUUGUUUUUUUGUUUUACCAGACCUCAAUAUUCCUCUUUCCCCCCCCCUGUUAUCCUCUCCACUACCUGUGGAAACUGUGUUCCUGUCACUCAUUAACAUUUGUAACCAUUACGGAGUCCAUGGUUUUAAAGAUACCAGCUGAUUUUUCUCUCUA